Molecule: messenger RNA, 2079 nt
Organism: Histoplasma capsulatum G186AR
Lineage: Eukaryota; Fungi; Ascomycota; Eurotiomycetes; Onygenales; Ajellomycetaceae
Exons: 5
Coding region: 1-2079 (692 amino acids)
Biological process (GO): DNA-templated transcription
Molecular function (GO): zinc ion binding; DNA binding
Source: RefSeq, a predicted model, not a curated record
AUGGAUCAGUCAACAGAUAAACGCCGCCGAGCGCAAGGGCAACCGCAGAAUUUACCCCUAAACACCCUCAACGUAUCUAAUACUUCCCAUUUUUCGACUGCUUUCGUUGAACCAACUGAAGCCUCGAAUCGAGUGAUGUCUUCUUCUCCUACCCGAGGGGAUGCAAAGAUUGCAAUACCCAGGCUGCAGCGACCGGCUCAAAAUCAACCAUCUGCUGCUCUUGAAAGGCAAAGGUAUCGAAAUCUUGCUGAAGAGGAUAUUGCCACUUCAAUUGAAGGUACAGGCUCCGGAGAUGAAGACGAGUAUGCAGCGUCCGCUAGUGCUGGUUCUCCGCGAUUCCAAGAUCGCGUCCAACCAAACUCGGCUGGUUUUGUUAGAACAAGAAAUAUUUUGAACACAAAACUCUCAGGAGCAAAUUUCGAUGAAUUCCAUUACGGUUUGCUUCAACAGUGCACAUAUUUUCUCGGAGACAACUACUUGUACCAUUUUUCGGUGUUCAGGAACGCUGGAAGCUACCCAACAAUGUUCGACAAAACCGGUGACCACUCUCAACCCCUCGAAAAAGAAAUGGCUGACAUAUUUGUUAAUUCAUAUUUCUUGACUGUCCACCCGAUGUUUCCAAUACUUUCGGAGCAAGAAUUCAAAAUGCAUUAUGAAAUUUAUUACCAAACAGCCCAUUACCCCAGCGAGGUGUGGCGCAAUAUCCUCCAUGUCAUCUUUGCCAUUGGUGCGAUUCACACUCUUCGUACAAAUGCUCAAGCUGGUGUCGUUGAAAGCGAUCAUGUUAUGUUCGCAUUCCGUUCAGGAGCGCUAGGUCGGACAUCAACAUUUCUUGUGGAUAUUCCAUCUUUGGAACAACUUCAAUGGGCUGCAAUCAGCGGACUGUAUUAUCUUACGAGUUAUCACAUCAAUAGAGCGUGGAAUUUAAUCGGUCUAGCAGUACGUUUUGGGCAUACUCGGGCUCUUCAUCUAGUCAAAUCAAAUACAGACCUUUCAGAAAGCGAGCAAGAAUUAGAAUUGAGAGUCUGGCACGCUAUCAGCUCAAUGGAACGAUUCAUCUGCGUCUUCACGGGGCGCCCUUCCUCACUUCAGGAUCGUUUUACAAGUAUUCGUUUCCCCCGCACAGUUGAACUUACAUUCGCAGGACCCCUUGCAUAUAUGGCCUCGCUAGAGACUCAAGCAGCGAUGGCAGCAAUAUGUCCGCCUUCUAAUGUCACCCCGAGAACCACCUCUUCUAUACCACCAUGGACCAUCUUCAUACGGUGUCUCCACCUAGAUUUAAUUAUCGCCGAGACUUUGGAGGAGCUAUAUAGUCCCUGCACAGUCAAUAGAACUUGGGCUGUCGUGCAGAAUUUAGUGUUUGAUUUAGACAGGAAGCUCACCCAAUGGAAGGACGACCUUCCCCCUGGAGUUCUGGACCUUUCGCCAGCUUCCGAGGGACUGUUACCCAUGCAUGAACGCAUGUAUCUUUACCUUCGCUUUUAUGGAGCAUGCAUUCUCAUCAACCGCCCAUGUCUCUGUGAGGCUCAACAAUUAAGCAACGCAAUUCCAUCCCAGUCCGCUUCUUCGAAGAGAAUGGAUCAAGACGCCGCAGUCCGCUGUUUAUCUGCCGCUCGGAAUUUAAUUAAACUCCUCCCUCAAAACGUCCAGCCAGUUGAGCUCUACCUCACCACUCCUUGGUGGUGUAUACUGCAUUAUAUAGUACAGGCUGGUACUAUUCUGAUAAUAGAAUUAUCAAUGGAUAUCUUUCAUCUGCCCAACGAAACCGAAAAUUUGAUUGAAGAGUCGUCUUUUGUUCUCAGGUGGUUACAAGCGUUGUCAGGAACUAGCACCCCCGCCCGUCGAGCCCAUAUUAGCCUAAGUCGUCUGUUGCGCCUUGCACUUUUCAAAAUAGGUAGGGAUAAUCACCCGACUGCAAUGCAAUCCAUGGACGAAGACACGUCAAUGGGCCCGUUGUCUGGCCCCACAAGUACAAUCACCUUCAGCCCUCAGUCCUUCAUACCCAAUACAGUAUCUGCAGGGUGGCAAGAGCAGUCGGGAGGAAUGAAGGAAGGACGUUCAGAUAUGGAAUCGACUUGA